Molecule: messenger RNA, 2457 nt
Organism: Verticillium nonalfalfae
Lineage: Eukaryota; Fungi; Ascomycota; Sordariomycetes; Glomerellales; Plectosphaerellaceae
Gene: SSK1
Product: ssk1 response regulator receiver
Exons: 2
Coding region: 1-2457 (818 amino acids)
Biological process (GO): osmosensory signaling via phosphorelay pathway
Cellular component (GO): Mcs4 RR-MAPKKK complex
Molecular function (GO): protein kinase activator activity; phosphorelay response regulator activity
Source: RefSeq, a predicted model, not a curated record
AUGGGCAGCGAUCUCAAAGCUCGCCUCAAAGCUAAGUUCUCUCGAAGAAGUUCGACGUCGGGUUCCGUCAAGUCGGGCCACAGCCACAGCCACGGCGAGACGCAGCUUUCCCAGCGAGACGAGUCAAGGAGUCUCGCCUCGACAGACAAUCACUCGCGCCCUGCCUCUGUCCGCCUUGACCCUCAGUCCAGCAGCAACCUAGGAGCGCCCGUGCCCGACGCCGAUGAGGCACCCGUCCGAAUCGUGAUUUCCCCUGAAGAUAGCACGACAACGUCUUCGUCCACGGCCUCGACGUCGCCCAGUGAAGAGGUGCAGCCGCAAGAGUCAGUUACCCGUGACCCCAGCUCCCAGCUGUCAGCCGCCCCAAAGCGGCGUACGGCUAGUGAUGGUACUGGAAACGAUCUGCACCAUCCCAUGGCCGCAACCACGUCCAGUCUGGCCAGCAUCAACGAAAACCAAACCUUAGUUGACGCUAGCAUCGCCGCAAGCCCACCUGCCACAAAGCUCCCUCCCUCUGUUUCCACCUCUGCUCGCAAUACUGCUGCGUCCUCCGCUGCCGCUGCCGCCGCCGCCUCCGCUGCUGUUGCCGUUGCCGCUGCCGCUGCUGAUCCCGACGACGACGACGACAACGACGAAGACGAAGACGAUCAGCUCGACCCGCUGCAUUGUGGGCCUGCAGCCUCUGACGUUCCAACACCCGCGCCUGCGACAGCGCCCGCGCCCGUGCCAAAAUCCCCCUCCGCCUCCUCCAUCGCAAGGCCGACCGGUCCCCCGCGCCGGCAGAGCCUUCUCCCGAACCGACAAGACGCCCUCAUCAAGACUCUGCUGCAAGCCGCCAACAUCAACGAGGCAGAUUUGACUGCCGACCAUCUGCUGUCGAUCAACGCCAACAUGGUGACCCGCAAGAUCUGGGUGAAGCGGGCCGGUGCCUCGGCCACUCUGAUCACGAUCAACGAAGAAGACCUGGUCGACGACGUACGCGACAUGAUCCUGAAGAAAUACACAAACUCCUUGGGAAGACACUUUGACGCCCCCGACUUGACAUUGCGUAUCUUUCCGCGCGAAGAGCGGCAGGAGAGGCUUUUGGGUCCCGAAGAACCCAUGGGUCGCACCAUCGACGCAUACUUCCCUGGCGGUCAAACCGUCGAUGAGGCUCUCGUUAUUGACAUACCGACCCGACGAACACCUCGACCAUCGCCGAGAGGCGCCGUCUCCCAUCCGACAGCCGUAUACUACGCCCAUGACACAGGGAGGCCCUCGGAGGCUGGAGAAGGUUAUUUCCCACCUGUCGGCGCCAUCCCCUCCCCCAACCUCGAAGUCCCCGGGGCUGCGCCAAACGGCGGCCCGCCGCCGCCUCACGCAAUCCACAUUCAGCACACAGGACACCUCCCACAUUCAAUAUCGAUCCUUGGGACGGGCCAGGUUCCCCCCAUUCCCUCCCCCGGUCGUUCGCAUGCGUACAAGACCCGACCGAACAGGCCACAACUCGGAAGGACGCAUACGUCAUCUCCGACCUUCAUCAACGGCGUGCCAUCUAAUGUGGGUGGGCCUCCCACAGCUCAUCCCGUACACUCCUCGUUCCAUCCCAGGUUACCACCCUCAAGAACGCAGUCCAACGCCUCGGCCGAGUCAGCUGCCAUUGUGCCACCAGCACCUCCCCUAGCUACACCUCCUGCUCCAGAAAUGCCGUCGACGAUGCAAAGAAUCUCGACCCCGCCCCCGAGAAUUGCGUCUCCACGUCCUUCCAGCGCUCGGCCGGCAAGAAAGAAGAUCGCACCCGCUCACCCCGUGCUCCCAUCCGGGAUGCUGGCCGGUGGCGUUCCCCCAAUCAACGUGCUCAUCGUCGAGGAUAACCCUAUCAACCUGAAGUUGCUCGAAGCGUUUGUCAAACGUUUAAAGGUGCGCUGGAAGACUGCAAUGAAUGGCAGGGAUGCCGUCAAGAAGUGGAAGGGCGGAGGCUUUCAUCUCGUGCUCAUGGACAUCCAACUCCCCAUCAUGAAUGGACUCGAUGCCACGAAAGAAAUCAGACGACUCGAGCGCGUCAACUCGAUCGGUGUCUUCUCGUCGUCUGCUUCGGGCGUCUUCUCCGGAUCAGUGACGAGCGAGCCUGAGGGAACGGAGGGCGACAUUGAAGACAAGGAUCGUCUCGCCAACAUUGAGCUGUUCAAAAGCCCGGUCAUCAUUGUUGCGUUGACAGCCAGUUCCCUGCAGAGCGACAGACACGAGGCGUUGGCUGCCGGCUGCAACGAUUUCUUGACCAAGCCGGUCAACUUUGUGUGGCUAGAACGCAAGGUCAUGGAAUGGGGAUGCAUGCAAGCCCUCAUUGAUUUCGACGGAUGGAGGCAGUGGAAGGACUUUGCACAGGAUGCCGAGGAGAACGACGCCGCAAAGAAGGCGGCGGGCGCCAAGGCGAAAUCGAAGAAGAACCGAUUGUCAGUGACGACGGCAGCGGCAUAG